GGCUGGCAUUCGCGCCAACGCAUACAUGGAUUAUCACAUUACCACUUUAUCGCAAGCUGUAGGAGGGUCGCGUCGGCAUCAUGGAUGUCAAUUUCAGAUGGCUCUCCGUCUCCUAAUCUCUCAUGCGGCUCUGCGCGUCCAGUCAUUCGGCACACAUAAGUAGUCAUCAUACUUGUGUAGUCUGAGUCGCUGCGCUUUCGGUGACAUGUUGCACCAAUUACGACAUGUUGGAUCCAAACGCACCCCAGCCAGAAUGGAACCACCAAUUCCAAAGGUAUCUUCACCUACACUUCAACAUCAGUUAUCAGCGUUGGUUCUGGAAUCACUAUGACGGGCAAAACUGGGUGUUCUUUGACUGGGUCCCGCUGGAAAUUGCGCCCCCUGUCCCGCAACCCCAACUCAUCGUCAACCAGACCCUUCCAGCUCCUUCACAUCACCGCUUCGACUCUGCAGCCGGGCCAGCCGGCACUCGCGAAGGUACAACAGUCUUUGGUUCUUACGACGGAAGAAAUGCAUUGCCCACCAGUCAUUAUGAAUCCCUCGAUCCUUCAUUUUACGUCAGAGAUUCGACCUUCUUCAUCGAAGGAAGGGUCUUCUCAAUACUCUUUAGUGAAGCAGCAGGUGCAAACGCAGUUGUUGCACUGAGAAACAUCAACAACGUGACCGAUUACAAUAGCUCUAUCUCCAUGGUGAAGUACCGUGAACUGGUACACACACAAGUGCGGAGGUUUAUUGUGGUCAAACGCAAAAGAGAAUUUUGUUUCGCUGUACCCAUUUUCACCUACCAGGGUCAAGGCACGAAGAAGCAAGGUGUCUCUCCAACUGAGCACGCUAUCGCUUUCUCGCAUGGAUAUGCUGAUCAAUUACUGCCGGGCGAGGCGCCCCUCACUAAACAUCCUAUCUGUAUCGUCAUGAACAACGGCGAAAGGCGUCUCGCGAUCGCGUCGAGAAUCUACUUUGGGAUCCAUCAUCCGAUCCAAUAUAACGUCAAGGUCAAAGACCUUGGUGUGGUACACCAAGACUGGUUGGCAACCUUUCUUGGCUAUUGGAACAUGGAGAACCUCGCCGAUACUCAGCAAUCUAACGAAAUCACCAACGAGGCCGCCCAAGGUGAAGGUUUUUGACUUGGUGCCUUUCUCUCUUUAACUCAACC
Molecule: messenger RNA, 1153 nt
Organism: Alternaria rosae
Lineage: Eukaryota; Fungi; Ascomycota; Dothideomycetes; Pleosporales; Pleosporaceae
Exons: 5
Coding region: 225-1124 (299 amino acids)
Source: RefSeq, a predicted model, not a curated record